Molecule: messenger RNA, 2693 nt
Organism: Clupea harengus (Atlantic herring)
Lineage: Eukaryota; Metazoa; Chordata; Actinopteri; Clupeiformes; Clupeidae
Gene: fam13c
Product: family with sequence similarity 13 member C
Source: RefSeq, a predicted model, not a curated record
AGAGAUAAAGUAGAGGGAGAGAGGAGAGGGGUGGAUGGGGGAGGGAAGAAAGACGUCGUGAGUGAAAGCAUGAUGAUACAUAUCCAUCUCCCACAGUGGCGCAAAACCUUCAUAAAACAUGAGGCGUGGGAGUGUGUGUCUGUGUAUGUGUGUGUGUGGUGAGGGGGGUGGCACUGGUGUAUGACCAAUGUCUGUGUGUGUGUGUGACAGCCACUAGGCUACUGUGGUUUGGUGAGCGUGAUGCUUUUGUUCUGUGUGGGUGUGUGUGUGUUUUUUUCCCAUCUUUUUAUGAAUGGAGUCCUGCAGCUGGGCGGAGCCUGUAACCGUGGAGCUAUGAGGUGAUGUCAUCAUCGGUGCAUGAAUGAGCUUCGGCACCAGCCCUCACAGAUGUGGGAAAAACCUUCAGAAUGGAGAUUACCCAACCCACACACACACACAUGUACACACACACACACACCAAUCAAUCAUCAGACCCCCACGCUCAGCCCACUCAAUAACGCACAGAUAUGUGAGAGUGCGCACGCACACACACACACACAUCUCUUUAUUUCCCAGCUCUCCUCACACCCACCUGCCCUCCUAUCAGAUCUGCUGUGCUGGAGGGAGUGAGAUGGGCGCUUGCUGACGCCAUUACUCCCUCCCCCUCUACCUCUCUCUCUCCCUCCCUCUCUCUCGCUCUCUCCCUUCUUCUCUCUACCUCUCUCUCUCUCUCUCUCUCUCCCUCCCCCCUUUCACUUGCUUGGCGUCACUACAAGAACAGCAUGAAUUAUCCAUGUGGGAGAUUGAACUGCUGCUGCUGCUGCUGCAGAGGCUCCCCGGCUCGCUAGAAACACGCGCACCCUCGCACACGCACGCCGACACACGCCGAAACACACGCGCAGGCACGCCUGCAGAUAGAGGUGCGCGUGUGUGUGUGUGUGUGUGUUCACGGAGGAUAACGGAUAACGCAGCAACGGCAGAUAAAGAGGAGAGACAGGAUUUUCAUUUUCCCAUCUCCCAUCCGACAUCAUUCCAGAGGAAUUGGACAGCAGCUCUCUUUUUCACCUCCUCUCUAUCCAUCUAUCCCCCCUUCCUCUCUCUCUCUCUCUGUCUUUCUCUAUCUCUCUCUGUCUCUGGCGCACCCGCGCUGAAGAGCCGGCAUGUUCUGCUUCUGUCUGCAGAGUCCCCUGCUGAAGCUCCAGGCGCUGGAUGGGGACGGCUGCCCCUCGCCGGGGGACUCCCCCGAGGACGAGGCACCCUGCCUGGGCACGAAGGAGGGGCCGCCAGACCAGGGCCCCUCCUGCUGGAGCCUCGGAGGCGAGAGGGACAGGGCGAGGGAGAACAGCCCCCCAGAGCCCCAGCCCUUGUUCAGAGGCCCACAGGCAGAGGGAUGUUCUUUCGACCAGCAGAUGAGUCCUGGACCCAGUCGCAUCCUCCAUCACAUCACCGACGGCAACAGCCCUCUCCCAUCGCCACGGUGCCCAAGCCUUAGCCAGAGUCAGCGCUUCAACACAGACCCAGAGAUGGCCCCGUCUCCACCCUGCUCCCAGCAUCUAAUCAUGGCCAGGGGUAUCGCCAGGACAGACGCGGAGGAGGUGGCAAAGGACACACCCUCCAUCCCUCUGCUCACCAAACACAUCCAGGCCCUUAAGAGGAAGAUCCGCAAGUUCGAGGAGCGCUUUGAGCAGGAGAUGAACUACAAGCCCUCACACAACGACAAGUCAGCCAAUCCUGAGAUCCUGCGUCUGAUGGGUGAACUGGCCAAAACACGCAAGCAGCUGAAAGAGCUGCGGUUGAAGCAGUCGGUGGAAGAUCUGGCCGACCCGGAGAGCGGCAGGGGGGAAGACAGCAGCAGCAGUGGCAGGUCCACUCAUCACCACGAGGGGGCGCUGCAGACUCAGCAGCAGCCACAUCAGCAACAGCAGAGGCCGGCUCUGGAGGAGACGGUGGACUCGCUGCUGAAGCGACUCAAGGAGAAGCGCCAAGCCCUCGGCCUCCCGGAGAACAUGUUGGAUAUGACACACGGGCAGAUGGCCCUGGAGAAGAUGACCCUGCAGAAGUGCUUGCUGUACUUCGAGAGCCUGCACGGCCGCCCCGGUACGAAGCAAGAUAAAAACCUGGUCAAGCCGUUGUACGACCGCUACCAGAUGGUGAAGCGCCUCCUGUGUGCAUCCUCGCCCAUCACCACCAUAGAGGAGGAGGAGGGCUCUGAUGAAGACUGCGUGACGGAGCUGCCGACGGAGCCGUAUGGGCCAGAGGGGCCUGUGCACACUGAAGAAGAGGGCGACAGCGACCCGGCCUUCGUCUCUCCGAUGGACGAGGUCAAAGCCGUUCGGCAUACGCCCCGGGCGCCUGUAACCAUGGCGAACCUGCACGAGGCCUCCAGGUCGGAACUUCUUGCAUGCAUGAGGGAAACACGAGUAGAGAAGAGGAGGCAGAGGAAGGCCCUUCGUGAGUUUGAGGACAACUUCAGUCGCCAGAUGGGAAGGUAGGGACUCACACACACACACACACACACACGCACAUACACACACAACCCAUGCACCACAGAUAUGGAUGGACAAGCAGCCAGUUUGGGUUUAAACACAUCUUUUAAUGAGCAGUAUAUGUUAACUUUUGGCUUUUCCAAACAAACAAUCAAACGAACAUGAACAGGAAGAAAGCGAGAAUAAAAGUCAAGACACAGGUCCACCAAAAAACGAAACCAAACCAAA